AUGAGUGACAUUCCGACUAAAGUUGCUCCUGAAGAUGCGCCGUUCCCUUUAACAGACGUUGAUAAAUGGAUCUUAUCUCUGACCGACGAGGAGUACCAGUAUCAUGAUUGGGAAGAUGUGAAGAAAAUUAUAGAGGAGAAUAACCUCUCUGUUCUUAAGCGAAAACCAUCCGAUUUGCGACGAUACAUGAAAUGGACUGCCGAGAUUAAGAUAGAAUAUGGAUCCAUGACGAAUUAUCUCAUGAAGCACCGACUACCAAAAGUCUGGGGGUCUCCUCCCUUCAAACCAGCAUCCAUUACUCCAUUUGAAGACCCAUCCGACUAUAGAGUCUUGAUUAACGACUGGCCUUAUGGUAUGAUGCCAAAUAUGACUCAUAUAGUCGUUUGGUCAAGAACGACAAUUCCGACGGACACCGAGACUGGAGAUAUGACUACUGAAAGCCGCAACACCGUGAAGAACUUCGUGAAAAGGUUCUUCGUAGAUAAGCUAGGUCCAGGAGGAGAUGAUAAAGUCUUGUGGUUCAAGAACUGGGUUGCGCUACAAAGCGUGAGGGCACUAGAACACAUUCAUAUCAUCGUCAGAGAUGUUGACAAAGACACCUUGGAUAAGUGGACCGAGGAACUCGAUUGCCAUAGGUUGCUGAACUAG
This is a messenger RNA of Daldinia childiae, 648 nucleotides long. RefSeq lists its product as uncharacterized. Gene Ontology annotation, cellular component: cytoplasm. The coding region runs from base 1 to 648 and encodes 215 amino acids. The record is from RefSeq and is a predicted model, not a curated record. The transcript has 3 exons. NCBI's taxonomy places the organism in Eukaryota, Fungi, Ascomycota, Sordariomycetes, Xylariales, Hypoxylaceae. Gene Ontology annotation, biological process: N-acetylglucosamine metabolic process.